AUGGACACGUCCGAUGAUGCCUCCGACACUGAGCGAUUAUGCAAGAAGCGCGCAAUGGAGGCUCAGGGAUGGUCCAACCCGGAUCCAUACACCGCGCUACCCCCACCAAGCCAACAAAUGGAUAACAGUUUCGACAUUGUCAAGCUGAUUCGCAAAGCGAGGCUUGACAAUGCAGCGAAGGUAGAAGAGACAGAUGAACUCAAGGAGAACUUGGAUUUCGUUUCCUUCGGCAUGACAUCAGAAUCAGAACCUCAGAGCAACGCUCCGAGAACACCGCCAACAUCGCCCCCAAAGGGCCAGCACGCCAGAAAAACUGGCAAUGCUGCAAGCAAGUACGACUACGACGGUUCCGUUAUCAGUGAGCGAAGACCACUGUCUCAAGAGCUGGGCACGCCUUGGUUAGAUCACGAGAUUGUCAGCUUCUAUGACUGGGCCAAGCCACAGGAAAUUGAAAACAUUGUCCGCAGAGAUCUCGUCGAACGAUUGGAUACUGCAUUCCAGAAUCGGUACGGCGGCAUUGAAAUCCAUGGCUUUGGCUCUUUUGGCUCUGGUAUCUAUCUGUCUACUGCCGAUAUUGACCUUGUGCUACUGUCAGACACGUUUAGACGCACAGGGGCAAAGAAGGUUGCCGAUACUUCCGAUGCGGAUAGCCGCGUCACAUUUCCCGAGCCGGAAGUCUCGCAUCAAACUAGUUUCAAUGUGCUUGCAUUAGUGGAAGAGCUAACCAAGCCUCUUGCGCGCUAA
Messenger RNA from Penicillium arizonense, 744 nucleotides. RefSeq lists its product as uncharacterized. The record is from RefSeq and is a predicted model, not a curated record. Gene Ontology annotation, molecular function: mRNA binding; poly(A) RNA polymerase activity. Gene Ontology annotation, biological process: RNA 3'-end processing. The transcript has 5 exons. Gene Ontology annotation, cellular component: nucleolus; TRAMP complex. NCBI's taxonomy places the organism in Eukaryota, Fungi, Ascomycota, Eurotiomycetes, Eurotiales, Aspergillaceae. Bases 1 to 744 code for a protein of 247 amino acids.